Messenger RNA from Amphimedon queenslandica, 1259 nucleotides. RefSeq lists its product as uncharacterized. NCBI's taxonomy places the organism in Eukaryota, Metazoa, Porifera, Demospongiae, Haplosclerida, Niphatidae. The record is from RefSeq and is a predicted model, not a curated record. Bases 94 to 708 code for a protein of 204 amino acids. The transcript is spliced from 6 exons.
CUACUGAAGCCACUACAACUAGAGAUACAGCACUGCAUUGAUUUAACAGGACGACCAGAUCUUGGAGGAUACUUAAAGUUUGCAAUAGCUCCCAUGAGCACAGCCAGUCUUCCUUACCAGUUCACAUUAGUAGAGGGAGGAGAGUUUAGGAGUGAUAGUUCAUAUGGUUGUAUUAGUAGAAGGGAAUUCUGUCUAGUGUGUGCUUGUGGUGAGUGUAAUGGAGGAGGAAGAGGUACUACUGAGAGUUUACCAUCAGGAUCCAGCUCUUUAGCAGAACAAAAUGCCCAUCAACAAUUAGAAAGUCAUGACAGUGAUUCAACUAGUGUACAGUCCCAAUUAUCAGAAGCUACUAAAUAUGCUGGACUGGUUUACUAUGAAGAAAGAGAGGAUCUGGUGACAUUCACUGCAGCUAAGAAAUUAAAUGCUCUCCUUGAGCACAUUAAGAAAGAAUAUUCACAUGCUAAACGAGGACUUAAUGUUUACUUUCGUAUUGCAUCACCUGAUGGUUUUAUUGAAUUAAAUUUAAAUGCUCCACAAGAUGAGCUAUUUACUGGAUGGAGUAUUAAGCCUCACAUGAAACCUUGCAGAUUAUAUUUAAUAAUUUUGGUGAUGAAGAAUAUUCUCUUCCUCCAUCUUGUCCAAUUUCGGUGUAUGGAUCAAUUCAUGCUGUUCCUACACUACACUACUCCAUACCACUGGAAGGUGUAGUUUGUCCUGUUACACUAUAUAUUCAUAGAUCACUGAGAACAACAAAUCCUAGUGCCUCCUCCUCCUCUAAUACAUUUACUGAAGUUACUGCAGUAUCAUCUAAUGGAGGAGCUAGUUUACCAGCCAAUGUUGAUGUUGCGAGAGUUAAGAAAGUGAUCAAUGGUGUUCUAGUGUCUCACCAUGCUUCUCUUACCUCUCUUAAGACGUCUCUCUCAGAUCUUGCUAGUCAGUUAUAAACAGCUGGUCUCAUUAGUGAUGAAGUGAAAGAAACUCGCUCAAUGGACACAUUCAUCACUGAGUUCAAGGCUAGUCUUAGUUUUAUGAGAAAGCUACCUCAAGUGCAGGAACACUGUCAAAAGUUCUUAAACUCAUUCAUUGCUGUAAGAGGCAGUUAUGCCAAUGCAGCAAUCACUUUAGCUGAGGACUGGAUUGAAGCUGUUACAAAUGAACUGGGAUUUGAUUUUAAUAUUAACAUUGAUUCUUAAUUAUUGUUUUAUUCAUUUUUGUAUGACACAUCAUAAUUCUUGUGGUUUACCAUAUAGCACACACAC